AAAAAUUUUUAAAAAAUAAUUAAAAAAAAAAACUCUAUAUUUGGCGCGAAAUGUGGAUUCAAUAUCUCAUAAUACAGUUACUAACUUCAGGGAAAAGAGGGACAGUUUUUACAUGACACGAACACUCUCUCUUCAACCAAUCCAUCAAACAGGUGGCUGAGGCCUCAGAGAGAGAGACAGAGAGAUUUCUCAAUCACAAAUCCAAUAAUCAUGGCUCAAGCACAGCCCCAUCGCGAGAUUGAAGAAGAAGAAAAAGAAAAAGAAAUAUCCCAUCAUGAUAAGGAAUUGAAAGUAACAAUCAAAUCCAAACCGUGUGAGAGUGUUAGUAGUAGUAGUACUAGUUCGCCCUUCAAACUCAAUGCUCAGGCACCUGAAUUCGUCCCAAGAUCUCAUUCUCCCACCACCGCCGCUCAGACCCAGAUGCCAAUUUCUGGUUAUUUCUAUCCUUGCUUUCAUUAUCUUGGAGCUACUGCUGGAUCUGACUGGUUUUUCCUUGGGGAACAAGACCCUCAUGCCUAUUUGAUCUCUAAUCCAAAUCCUGCUUUGCCCAAUUCCUCCAAUAAGACUACUCUUCUUACCGAUGAUCUUCGCCAGAAGAUCCUCAAACAGGUGGAGUACCAGUUCAGUGACAUGAGUCUUCUUGCAAAUGAGUCCAUGUCAAAACACAUAAGCAAAGAUCCUGAAGGUUAUGUACUGAUAUCUGUCAUUGCUUCCACGAAGAAAAUGAAGUCCCUAGUCAAUAAUAACCAUUUGCUUGCCCAGGCACUCCAGUCCUCUUCAAAACUUGUUGUCAGUGAAGAUGGCAAGAAAGUUAAACGUAAAGUCCCUUUUACUGAGAAAGACAGAGAAGAAUUGCUGUCUCGUACUGUUGUGGUGGAGAAUUUGCCUGAAGAUCACUCUCAUCAAAACCUUGAGAAAAUAUUUAGUGUGGUUGGAAGUGUAAGAACCAUCAGAAUAUGUCAUCCUCAAGAAUCCAAUUCUUCUCGUAAUAAAAGUGAUUUCUUCAUGAGCAACAAGCUGCAUGCACUUGUGGAGUUUGAGAAUCCAGAUACAGCAGAAAAAGCGGUUGAGAAGUUGAAUGACGAAAGGGAUUGGAGGAAAGGCCUUCGAGUUAGGGUGCUGCCCAGAUGCUCCCCAAAAUCUGUUCUCAAGAGCAGAAAGUCUGACUUCGAUGGCCUUUUGGAUGAAGAAGAUUUUCCAGUUCCUGAAUCAAAUGAAGAUUCUUCUCAAAUGCACAAUGCAGAACCUGCCACAGAGAGUAAUGUGGAAGAAAAUUCAGGGUCAUUGAAGAAGGGAUGGGCAAAAGGUCGUGGCAAGGGCAGAGGACGUGGUCAAAGCCAUGGUGGGCGAGGCCUGCUUGCCCCUUCCCCACAGUCUGUUAGCUCUCCCCAGUGUGAAGCGUCUGGUAAACAUACCUUCAGGGGUCCAAGAAUGCCAGAUGGGACCAGGGGUUUCACCAUGGGUCGUGGGAAGCCACUAGGAAGUCCAGCUGUGGGCAGUCCAAUGGUGGAAUAAAUGGGUAUUUUUGUUUUUUAAUCAAUUAGUUACUAAGUGGCUUAGUUACUAUUAAGCUGCUCUACAUUUUUUUAUAUAGUUAGAGAAGCAAGAAUUGGUUACGGAGCCAAUAAGGUUUGGCCUGUUAUAUGACUUUAGGCACUGUGGAUGUUUCUUAAUAAUCUGAGGUGUAUAGUAUGGUUUGUCUCUGUGACAACCGCUGUAGGAAUUGCAAUAUUCUCCUUGCAUGACAUUUUUGGAUGGUUUGUUGUUCUGGGUUGGAUUCUCUGUGUUGUUGAUUGUAUAAACACUUUGAAUAAUGAAUUUGAGGGGUACAUCCAUCUCUCUCUCUCUCUCUCA
Hevea brasiliensis (rubber tree) is the source of this 1854-nucleotide messenger RNA. Its product is annotated as la-related protein 6C. NCBI's taxonomy places the organism in Eukaryota, Viridiplantae, Streptophyta, Magnoliopsida, Malpighiales, Euphorbiaceae. Gene Ontology annotation, cellular component: nucleus. The transcript has 10 exons. The record is from RefSeq and is a predicted model, not a curated record. Bases 211 to 1515 code for a protein of 434 amino acids. Gene Ontology annotation, molecular function: mRNA binding. Gene Ontology annotation, biological process: RNA processing.